CUCAGAAAGAUCCUCCUUGAGAAAGUCUCGGAUCCAAGCUCAAAAGAUUCCAGCGUGGAUAUGCAACAAAUGUUUUCUAUGACCGCGUUGGAUAUCAUUGGCCUCGGUGGAUUCAACUAUUCAUUCAAUGCCCUUCGAGAUGGAGAUGAGGCUAGUGAGCUCAGCCGUGCGUUCCAUGGAACCUUCCGUGCAAGCAGUGGACUUGGUGCUCUCGUCAUCACUUUUGACCAGAGAGAGCGGGAAAUCCAAAAGGCUAGAAGGUCGAUGAACAAAAUCGGGAUGGAGCUCGUCAAGCAAAAGCAAGAGGCAAUCACUAUGGAGCACGAAGGAUCCAAACUGGGUGUCAAGAAGGACAAGGACUUGCUUUCGCUAUUGAUUCGGUCCAACAU
Acaulospora colombiana is the source of this 389-nucleotide messenger RNA. NCBI's taxonomy places the organism in Eukaryota, Fungi, Glomeromycota, Glomeromycetes, Diversisporales, Acaulosporaceae. The record is from the annotation of a GenBank genome assembly.